Galeopterus variegatus (Sunda flying lemur) is the source of this 1892-nucleotide messenger RNA. RefSeq names its product phosphoglycerate mutase family member 5 (gene PGAM5). The transcript is spliced from 6 exons. The record is from RefSeq and is a predicted model, not a curated record. NCBI's taxonomy places the organism in Eukaryota, Metazoa, Chordata, Mammalia, Dermoptera, Cynocephalidae. Gene Ontology annotation, cellular component: mitochondrion. The coding region runs from base 1 to 903 and encodes 300 amino acids. Gene Ontology annotation, biological process: positive regulation of mitochondrial fission.
AUGAGCCGGCUCCGGCUCCUGCAGAGCGUCGCGGAACGUCUCCGUGAAGACCGGGUUCCGGGCCUCAAAAGCCGCGCCGCACCCCCACGCCGGAAGGUAGCCUGGCGAUCCCGGCAGCCCCCGCGUGCCGCGCCGCCCCGGGAAGCGGGACUUCCGGCCCACCCGCCCUCCGCCCGGAAGCGGCCUCGCGGAAGCGUGUCCCUCGCGGCAUGGCGUUCCGGCAGGCGAGAACCACUGUCUCUCAUCAACCUGCGGAAGAGGAAUGUGGAAUCUGGAGAAGAAGAACUGGCGUCCAAGCUGGACCACUGCAAAGCCAAGGCCACUAGGCACAUCUUCCUCAUAAGGCAUUCCCAGUACCACAUGGAUGCCUCCCUGGAAAAGGACCGCACUCUGACCCCACUGGGUCGUGAACAGGCUGAGCUAACUGGGCUCCGCCUCGCAAGCUUGGGGCUGAAGUUUAAUAAAAUUGUCCAUUCCUCCAUGACCCGCGCAAUAGAAACCACCGACAUCAUCAGCAAGCACCUGCCAGGCGUCUGCAGGGUCAGCACAGACCUGCUGCGGGAAGGCGCCCCCAUUGAGCCUGACCCCCCUGUAUCACACUGGAAGCCGGAAGCCGUGCAGUAUUAUGAAGAUGGAGCCCGGAUCGAGGCUGCCUUCCGGAACUACAUCCACCGGGCAGAUGCCAAGCAGGAGGAAGACAGUUACGAGAUCUUCAUCUGUCAUGCCAAUGUCAUCCGCUACAUUGUAUGCAGAGCACUGCAAUUUCCUCCUGAAGGGUGGCUCCGUCUGUCCCUCAACAAUGGCAGCAUCACCCACCUGGUGAUCCGACCCAACGGCCGUGUAGCACUCAGGACCCUCGGGGACACAGGUUUCAUGCCCCCUGACAAGAUCACCCGGUCCUGAGGGCCUCCCUCUACCCGCCCCCUCAGCUCCAGUCCUGGCUCUGGCCUUUGUUUCCAUGUCUGCCCUGUCCAGGCUGCGUGGCUGUUACGUUUUGUCUCUUGAGGAAGAGGCCGGCAGAAAAGUAGAAAUAUCUGAAAUGCUGCAUUCGAGUACUUAUUUCUGGCCCAGGCUGAAAGGGAAACAUUUGGAUCAGACAGCCUAAUUUCUUUGUAAGGUCUUCUACCUUCUGCGAUCUGCCAGGAUGCUGUGAGGCCAAAGGUGAAAACCUUCUCUCAGAAGUCAGGACUGUUUGGGGGACUGAGUGAGCCUGACAGAUGCCAUCACUUUGGGUGACCAUGGCAGAUCUGCACCAAGGGUCCUGGCCACAACCAGCUGUGCCCUCCUCAGCGAAGCCUGUCAGGCAAAAGGGCACCUGAGGGCUGUUCACAGCUCAUUUCACUUCAGACAUUCUUUUCAUUUCUUAAAACCCUUUGGUCACUUAAAUAUUUGUCAGUCUGGGUUUUUGCUUUGCUAACCAGUUUCUCACCCCAGAGUUACAGAUCCCUGACGCUGCUGAACCUAAAUCCACCCACUUUAUUAGGCUUCUCAGGGCACAAGGACUCACCAGCUACAGGUGAAGUUGGGCACAUGAGGGAAGAAAUGAGUCUGUGGGAGUGAUGUGACCUGUGACCUUCGACCUUUAUUCUGGUCUUAUGGCAGAGGUGCAGGGCAGAUAGCAGCCCAGUAGGGGGUUAUCCCAUUUCAAAACAGUAUCCGAGACUGACAGCUCAAUCUUAGUUUGCCUCUGGUUAAUCUUUUAUGCUUAUGGAUUAAAAUAUUUAUACCUGAUCUAUCCCAAAUAUUCUGUUAAAUUAGGAAAAGCAAUAUAAUUCCUAUGGAUUGGUUAUAAAUAUUUUUUACAGUCAAUACAAUUAAUUGGGAAAUUUGAUGCAUUUCUCUGUCCACUUUGGAAAUAACUAUAUAAUAAAAUUUUAUUGGUUUUUUUAGAA